AUGUUAAAAGUAUUUUUAUUGAUUGUGAUAUUUAAUCAUGUGAAUAAUAAAGAAUCAAAUUCAAAUGAGCCAAAAGUAUGGUCAUUUUGGAGCGAGUGGUCGGGAUGCAGCGUUACUUGUGGAAUCGGACAUAUAAAACGUACGAGAUAUUGUUUAGUUGGAGAUUGUGGGUUGGAUGAAAAACAAUCGCAAUUAAAAACUUGUACUUUGGCUGCGUGCGAAACUCAAAAAAGUAAUGCUAAAGUUUGGGACAAUUGGGGCAAGUGGUCAUGCUGCACCAAAACAUGCGGUCCAGGUAAAAUGACAAGGUGGAGACACUGCAUUUCUGACGGGUGUUCUAUGGGAGAAAAAGAAGCUCAAAUAAAAAAGUGUCAAUACAGAUUGUGUAACAAUUAA
This is a messenger RNA of Cotesia congregata, 396 nucleotides long. The record is from the annotation of a GenBank genome assembly. Lineage: Eukaryota; Metazoa; Arthropoda; Insecta; Hymenoptera; Braconidae.